CGGACCAGCAGCAGCCCGGGCGGCUGGUUUCUGAGUGGGUGGGCGGGUUUGUGAGCCCGUUUUGGGAGGCGGAGCGGCCGCAGGGUCGGUCGGUCGGUCGGUCGGUCGGACGUCCUUCGGGCUCCCCUCUCCCUCACACUCAGUCAGGAGAGACACAAGUUAGCAAAGUGUGACGCGGACACUUUGUGGAAGACUUUAACUCUUAAAACUACUUUAAACAAACGUUUAUUUUAUUUUUAUUUUACCAAACGACAGAAGGAAGAAGCGCGACUCCUGGUGGGCCACCUGAUCCAGGGAGAGGGAUUUAUUUUCCUUCCACAUUCCUGAUGGAGUCCUACAGAGGGACUGGGAUCCCUAACAGUGGACCACAGCGGGCCUACUCCCAGCAGUCCCGAGCUUCCAGGUCCCAAAAUAAUGGUGCUGGUUCAUAUGGUCUCAGCAUUCGAGUCCAGGGCAUAGACGGACACCCAUAUGUAGUUCUCAACAACCAGGACAGGGCAGCUCAGUCCUAUGUUGAACCUAACAGCAAUGGAUACAUUGACACAGAAGGCUCCUUCAUUGAGAACUACCAGGAAUAUGAUUUCAGAGGAGACAAAGAAGUUGUAACCAAUGACCCCUUUAUAGAGUACAGAACGCAGAAGGGGAUCCAUUAUCCUGGACCUCAGAAUGGUGUUUCUGAAUCACAAGGAAAGAAACCAUCUACGCUUUUAAAUUUUCAGAAGCACCCCGAGCUUCUACAGCCAUACGAUCCAGAGACCAAUGCCUUAAACCUUGAAAGUUUCCACAGCCUCCCUUCAAAGCCUCUGCCUCUGCCUCUGCCUCUGCCUCUGCCUCAGCCUCAGCCUGAGACUGGGAGCAAAAACCAGAAUUACUCCUCCAAAUCUGCUGUACAGGUCUCCAGGUCCACUGUACAAAUCUCCAGCCGUGGUAGAUCAUCAAGCUUAGACCGGAAUAAAGUUCCUGCGCAACAAGAGAAAAGGCAACCAUCACCACUACGUCGAAGGCCAGCUGACACUGAUGCAUCUCUUCCUAAGCAGAAAUCACUGCCUCAAUCUCAGUUGGCUCAGCCUCAGACAAGGUCACAAUCACAACAGGGUCAACCACAGUUUAAACCUUAUCUCACAAGUUUAAAUCCAACUCCGUCCAAACCACCGUCUAAAACUCCACCAGUGCCUGCAGCCCAGCCCCAGCCUUCCACCGUGUCAAGUACCUCAGCUGAGCAGAGUAAGACCCCCACUUCAAUGAGCAGCACCAACUCCAGCCUCGAGCRAACCCGCCAUGAACCUGACAUUCUUUCCCUACGUCGUUCUGACUCCAGUGAGCCAGUUCUGCAGCCCUCCUCCCGCACUCGCCAUCCCUCGUUAUCUUCCACAAAUAAGGCUUCAAUGGAUGAACAAAUGGACUCUCUGUAUGCAGACACCAUAAACCGCCAUGAGAAUCGUCGCUACAUUCCCUUUAAGCCUGGAUCAGGCAGAGACAUUGACACUGGCUCCGGUCCUGGCAUUGAUGAGCUCAUUGACAAGUUUGAUGGUAAAAACGGCAGUAGUCAGCGCAGAGGAAGAGCAGGGCGAAGAAACAGGAUUAAUCCAGAGGACAGAAAACGCUCCCGCAGCGUGGAUAGUGCCCUUGGCCUGAGAAACAACUCGAGCUACAUGGAUGAGGUCGAUCAAUAUCGAGGCACGUCAAUGGAGCACGUCCUACUGCCGUCACAGUUGCGUAUGCAGAAGACGGCCAGCGGUCUGAACUCCUGGUCUACGGUUGUUGAUGGUAAGGCAGGGCCUUCAGUUCGCACCAUCAGUGCACCAGGAUCCCCUCAAAGCACCAUCACUAAGAGUUAUGGCUCCAUACAAGGCUACAAAAAGCCACAGACUCGCCCCUCUUUGCCGUCUUUUAAGAGUAACGAGAGUGAGAAAAUACCUUCUUCAGCUGUGAAGGUUUCAACAUCACUGUCAACGUCUCUGUCCAAAUCCUCUUCCCCCGCAGACAAAACGUCCAGUCCUGAGGCAGACGUUCAGGCGACACCUGAUCUCCUCAGAGGUCAGCAGGAGCUUUCACAACAAACAAACGAAGAGACCGCGAAGCAGAUCCUCUUCAAUUACCUCAAAGAUGGGAGCAACGAUAACGACGAAACGACGAAGAAAAAGGUCAACCUUGUGUUCGAGAAGAUACAGACGCUGAAGUCUAGAGCCACAGCGACCGCACAAAGCGACAACAAAUCAYUGGACCUCGCUGCCCAGACCAAAGAACUUCAGGAACAAAAUGCUGAACUGGAAAAAGAGAUCUUGGAACUGAGGAGACAGCUGGACGAACAAAUAACGAAGAGUCAGGCUGAYAAAAGGACAGCAGCCGGGUUGAAGGAGCUACAGCAGGAGCUACAGCGGAGCCUGGAUGAAUGCAGACGUUUGAAAGAAAAACUGACAAAGACAGAAGUCGACCUCCAGACCACAGUGGAGGAGCUUUUCCAGGUGAAGAUGGAGAGGGAGCAGUACCAGACAGAGAUCAGAGACAUGCAGGAUCAGCUGUCAGAGAUGCACGAUGAGCUGGACUCAGCCAAGAGGUCUGCUGCUGAUGAAGAGAAAGACAUCUUAAUGGCGGACAUGAUGCAACUGAAGGUGGAGAUGCAGGAAGUUCUCCUGGCUAAGGAGGAACAAGAGGAGUUGCUGAGGAGGCGAGAAAGGGAGCUGGCAGCUCUUAAAGGAGCCUUGAAGGAGGAAGUAUCUGCUCAUGAUCAAGAGGUGGACAAGAUGAAGGAGCAGUAUGAGAAGGAAAUUAGAAGGCUGCAGACAUCUGUGGAGGACGCCAAGCAGAGCAGCGCAGCGGUGGUUCGGGAAAAGGCUGAAGUGGAGGCAGCCAAGGGCGCAGCGGAGGGCCAAGCAGGGCGGCUGACCCAAGAAAUAGAGCGGCUGCGCAGGCGGACGAACGAGCUGGAGAAUGAGGUGGCCAAACUCAACCGGAUCAUCGACGAAGCCAAGCUACAGGAGAGCAGGCUGGGAGACAAAGUCGGCCGAUUGGAGAGGGAGAAAAAGCAACUGGAAGAGUCUUUGGGGGAAAUUAAGGAGGAAGAGGAGGAGAUGUCACGUGCCAACCGGGCGUUGACUCUCCGUCUGGAGGAUGUGCAGAGGAACUUUGCCAAACUGAGCAGUCAACACAAGGAGCUGGAGGAGAGGUUACAAGAAGAGAAGACUCAGAAGGAGCAGUUCAAAACCAUGAAGAACAGCAUCGAGGAAGAGAGGAGGCUGCUGGACCGAACGGUGGAAAAACUUCAGAAGGAGAUGAACGAUAUCGUUGAGGCGUCUCAGACGUCCACUCGGGAGCUGCAGGAGCAGAUUGAUAUUUAUAAAGAGAAGAACCGACGGGAGCUCACGGAGCUCCAGAGGCUCCUGAAGGAGCGAGGACAGGAACUGGAGGAGUUUGUGAAGACCACCAAAACUCUGCAAGGAGAGCUCUCACWGCAGGAGCAGGACCUGCGGCAGUGUCAGAGGGAAAGAGACGACGCUCUUCUCCAGGAGAAGACUCUGGAGAAAAAGGUCCAAGAGCUGGAGAUGGAGAUGGAGAAAACCAGUCAGAACAAAGAUGACAAAUCCCGACAAAUGAAGCUACUGGAGGACAGGAUUGCUCAGCUGGAGCUGGACCUUGAGGAGGAGCGUCAAACAGGAGACCAGUUGAUGGACAGGGUGGACCGAGGGAGGGAGCAGGUGGAGCAGAUGAGGAAUGAACUCCUGCAGGAGAGAGCGAGCAGACAGGACCUGGAGUGUGACAAGACGGCUCUGGAGAGACAGAAUAAAGAUCUGAAGUCCAGAGUGUCUUAUCUCGAAGGUUCCCACAAGUCCAAUAAGGAGGGCCAGGUAUCCCAGCUGGAGACUCGCAUACAGGAGCUGGAGGAGCGGCUGGAGGGCGAGGAACGAGAGCGGGCCAACCUGCAGCUGGCCAACCGCAGGCUGGAGAGAAAAGUGAAGGAUAUGAUGAUGCAAGUUGAAGAAGAACAUCAUGUGAUGCAAGACCAGAAGGACCAAUUGAACCUUCGUCUGAAAGCCUUAAAGAGGCAGGUGGACGAGGCUGAGGAGGAGAUCGACCGACUGGAGCACAACAAGAAGAAGCUGCAGAGAGACCUGGACGAGCAGCUGGAGGCCAACGAGCAGCUCCAGAGCCAGCUCAAAGCUCUGCGGAACGACAUCCGGCGUAAGAGCUCCUCCGCUCCGCUGCUCACCAACCUGGACGACGAUGACGACGACGACGAGGACAUCGGCACCGACAGAGAGAUGUACUUCAGCUCAUCCAUGGGGUUCAAGCGCUCCUCGAGUCAAGACAACAACCUGUCGACUUUAGCUCUAUGAAAAACUGGAAUAAAGUUUUUUGUUUGUUUGUUUGUUUGUUUUGUCACAGUUGGACCAAAUGUCUGGAUGUUUAUUUGUU
Molecule: messenger RNA, 4413 nt
Organism: Austrofundulus limnaeus
Lineage: Eukaryota; Metazoa; Chordata; Actinopteri; Cyprinodontiformes; Rivulidae
Gene: cgnl1
Product: cingulin-like 1
Exons: 19
Coding region: 327-4334 (1335 amino acids)
Biological process (GO): protein localization to cell-cell junction
Cellular component (GO): bicellular tight junction; myosin complex
Source: RefSeq, a predicted model, not a curated record